AUGAACUUUUGUGUUGUCUGUGGCGUGAAUCAAUGUCCAGCAAUAUUCACGAAAUACAAUUUGUUAUACAAGCAUGUUACUAGACAACAUCGUGACACCUACGACGUUCCUCGAGGAAAUAACACAGCAAACAGACAUGAAGAAAUAAAUCAAAAUCGGAAUGGGGUCAAUGGAUUUGACAGUGAUGUAAAUCUUACCAGUUCUGAUGAAGAAAGUGACAGUGAUCAGGGAGAGGGCAUGGCUACUGAUCAUGAAGACCAGGUAAAUAAUUUAUAUCAUGUAGUAGCACGUUUAUAGUCACUCAACAUCAUCAGAGAAUGGGAGGAUUGUAAUUAUUUAGUACAGGCUUGAUGUAGUUUAUAUUGAGUCGUAUUGACAAAAAUUGACAAAUUUUUUGACAGAUUGACUCAGUGGAUAUACAAAGAAGUGCAGCAUCAUUUAUUCUUAAAGUUAAAGAGAGGAAUAAACUGCCACAGGUUUGUAAAAUCUCCUAAUACCAGUACUUACUGUUUCCCAGAGUCAACAAGUCGAAUAAAUUGGUGUAAUCUUUCUAAACACAGGAUGGCUGUUCUAGGCUUCUUCCCUGUAAAAUCAUCUGGAAUAGCCAAAGUAAAGUACUCUGGUGGCUAACAAUAUAAUAGUACUAAAGGCAGAAAAAUCAUGUUCUUAUUUUAUGCCUAACUACAUUGUACAUUAUAUUUAGACUGCAAUGAAUACAAUCAUGGAGAGUACUUCCUGUUUGGUAAACCAGGUAUUGAAAUCUGUAAAGCAACAACUAAUUACAGCUAUUGGGCCUUGUGAACCACAACAUCAAGCUAUACUUGAACAGGCAUAUGACCAAGUUCCGGAUCCUUUCUCAGGGAUUGAAAUCUACAUACCCAUUUUAGAAAUUCUUAAUCAAUUGUUCAGUAACAAGAGAAUAGCUGCAAUUAUCCUAAGGAAGCCAAAGUCGUGUGAAGCAGGGGUUAUGUAUGACAUCUGUGAUGGAUCCAUUAUC
This is a messenger RNA of Paramuricea clavata, 997 nucleotides long. The record is from the annotation of a GenBank genome assembly. Lineage: Eukaryota; Metazoa; Cnidaria; Anthozoa; Malacalcyonacea; Plexauridae.